AUGGUGCUGUCCCAUGAGCCCUCGGUAAGAUCAGUGAGAGAGAAAGGUGAGGCUCUCCUGGAGCUCGUGCAGGAUGUCACUUUAAAGGAUGAAGUAGAUAAACUUCAGAGUGAUUACAAGGACCUCUGCGGUGCAGGAAAGGAGCACGUCUGCAGCCUCGAGGCAAAAGUCAAAGAUCACGAAGAUUAUAACAGUGACCUCCAAGAAGUAGAAAAGUGGCUGCUGCAGAUGUCAGGCAGGUUGGUGGUGCCCGACUUCAUGGAGACAAGCAGUCUCGAGACAAUUACUCAGCAACUGGCCCACCACAAGGCAAUGAUGGAAGAAAUUGCUGGUUUUGAAGACCGCUUGAACAACCUUAAAAUUAAAGGCGACAAUUUGAUCAGCCAGUGUGCAGACCACCUUCAAGCAAAACUAAAACAAAAUGUGCACGCUCAUCUGCAGGGCACAAAAGAUAGUUACUCGGCUAUCUGCAGUACAGCUCAGAGGGUGUACCAGAGUUUGGAACAUGAACUUCAGAAGCAUGUUAGCCGACAGGACACUCUGCAGCAGUGCCAGGCCUGGCUCUCUGCAGUCCAGCCGGAUCUAAAGCCAAGCCAGCACCCACCUCUUAGCAGGGCAGAAGCCAUGAAGCAGUUCAAACACUUCAGAGCUUUGCAGGAACAGGCAAGGACUUACUUAGAUCUCCUCUGCUCCAUGUGUGACUUGUCAAACUCUUCCGUGAAAACCACAGCAAAAGACAUUCAACAAACAGAGCAAAUGAUUGAACAGAGGCUUGCCCAGGCACAGAACUUAACUCAGGGCUGGGGAGAGAUCAAGCACAUGAAGGCUGAGCUUUGGAUUUACCUCCAGGAUGCUGAUCAGCAACUACAGAAUAUGAAGAGAAGACACUCAGAACUGGAGCUCAACAUUGCACAGAACAUGGUUUCCCAAGUGAAGGAUUUUGUUAAGAAGCUACAGUGCAAACAGGCAUCAGUGGCUGCUAUUACAGAAAGGGUGAAUAAGUUAACCAAGAAGCAGGAGUCUCCUGAACACAAGGAAAUAAGUCACUUAAAUGACCAGUGGUUAGAUCUGUGUCUUCAGUCUAACAAUCUGUGCUUGCAAAGGGAAGAAGAUCUUCAGAGAACAAGAGAUUACCAUGACUGUAUGAAUGUUGUUGAAGUGUUCUUAGAAAAAUUUACUACAGAAUGGGAUAACUUAGCCAGAUCUGAUGCAGAGAGUACAGCUGUCCAUCUAGAAGCUUUGAAAAAGUUAGCCCUAGCUCUGCAGGAGAGAAAGCAGGCUAUUGAGGAUCUGAAAGAUCAAAAGCAAAAAAUGAUAGAACAUCUGAAUUUAGAUGACAAAGAAUUAGUCAAAGAACAGACAAGUCACCUUGAACAACGUUGGUUUCAGCUCGAGGACCUUGUUAAAAGGAAAAUCCAAGUGUCAGUCACCAACCUGGAGGAGUUAAAUGUGGUGCAGUCCAGGUUUCAGGAGCUGAUGGAGUGGGCAGAAGAACAACAGCCCAACAUUGCUGAGGCCCUGAAGCAGAGCCCCCCACCAGAUAUGGCUCAGAACCUCCUUAUGGAUCACCUCGCCAUUUGCAGUGAACUGGAGGCCAAACAGAUGCUCCUGAAAUCACUCAUAAAGGAUGCUGACAGGGUGAUGACCAAUCUUGGCCUAAAUGAGCGGCAGAUAAUCCAGAAGGCACUCUCUGAUGCACAGAGACAUGUGAAUUGUCUCAGCGACUUAGUGGGCCAGAGACGAAAGUACUUAAACAAGGCCUUGUCCGAGAAAGCCCAGUUCCUCAUGGCGGUAUUCCAGGCAACCAGCCAAAUUCAGCAACAUGAGCGAAAGAUAAUGUUCCGUGAGCACAUUUGCCUGUUACCCGAUGAUGUGAGCAAACAAGUUAAGACAUGUAAGAGUGCGCAAGCCAGCCUCAAGACUUACCAGAAUGAAGUCACUGGACUUUGGGCUCAGGGUCGUGAAUUAAUGAAAGGAGCCACAGAGCAGGAAAAGAGUGAAGUACUAGGUAAGCUUCAGGAAUUGCAGAGCAUCUAUGACACCGUUUUACAAAAGUGUAGCCAUCGGCUACAAGAACUAGAGAAAAAUUUAGUUUCUAGGAAACAUUUUAAGGAAGAUUUUGAUAAGGCUUGUCAUUGGCUAAAACAAGCAGAUAUUAUUACGUUUCCUGAAAUCAACCUAAUGAAUGAGAGUCCUGAGCUUCAUACACAACUAGCCAAAUACCAACACAUUCUUGAACAAUCUCCAGAAUAUGAGAAUCUCCUGCUUACACUACAGAGAACUGGGCAGGCCAUAUUGCCAUCGCUGAAUGAAGUCGAUCAUUCCUACCUCAAUGAGAAGCUAAAUGCUCUGCCCCUGCAAUUUAAUGUAAUUGUUGCGUUGGCUAAAGACAAGUUCUAUAAAGUCCAAGAAGCAAUUCUUACUCGGAAAGAGUAUGCUUCCUUGAUCGAAUUGACAGUCCAGUCUCUGAGUGAACUUGAAGAUCAGUUCUUAAAGAUGAGCAAAGUCCCCGCUGACCUGAGAGUUGAAGAGGCUCUAUCUCUUCAGGAAGGUUGCAGAUCCCUUUUGGGAGAGGUGGCAGGCCUUGGGGAAGCAGUGGAUGAACUGAACCAGAAGAAAGAAAGUUUUAGAAGCACAGGUCAGCCUUGGCAGCCAGACAAGAUGCUGCAACUUGUCACCUUGUACCACAGGCUGAAGCGACAAACAGAACAAAGGGUUAGCUUACUAGAAGAUACCACCAGUGCUUAUCAAGAGCAUGAAAAGAUGUGCCACCAGCUAGAAAAACAACUAGAGGCUGUGAAAACAGAGCAGUCCAAAGUGAAUGAGGAGACCCUUCCUGCAGAGGAGAAGCUCAAAAUGUAUCACUCCCUGGCAGGAAGUCUUCAGGAUUCAGGAAUUGUACUAAAACAAGUCACCGUGCAUCUUGAAGAUCUGGUUCCACACCUUGAUCCCUUGGCUUAUGAGAAAGCCAAGCAACAGAUCCAGUCCUGGCAAGAGGAGUUAAAACUGUUGACUUCUGCCAUUGGCACAACAGUGACAGAGUGUGAGAGCCGCAUGGUGCAGAGUAUAGACUUCCAGACAGAGCUGAGCCGCUCCCUGGACUGGCUGAGGAGUGUGAAGGCAGAGCUAAGUGGGCUGGUGUGCCUGGACCUGAGCCUACAGGACAUCCAGGAGGAGAUCAGAAAGAUCCAAAUUCAUCAGGAAGAGGUACAGUCCAGCCUGAGAAUAAUGAAUGCCCUGAGUAACAAGGAGAAGGAGAAAUUCACAAAAGCCAAAGAGCUGAUUUCUGCCGAUUUACAGCACACUCUUGCUGAGCUCUCAGAGCUGGAUGGAGAUGUUCAGGAAGCUUUACGCACCAGACAGGCUGCCUUAACUCAAAUAUAUAGUCAAUGUCAAAGGUACUAUCAAGUAUCUCAAGCAGCUAACGACUGGCUUGAGGAUGCUCAUGAAAUGUUACAACUGGCAGGCAAUGGUCUAGACGUGGAGAAUGCAGAGGAAAAUCUCAAAAGCCACAUGGAAUUUUUUAGUACAGAAGAUCAGUUCCACAGCAAUCUGGAAGAGCUCCAAGGCCUGGUAGCCAGCUUGGACCCACUCCUCAAGCCAACUGGAAAAGAGGACCUAGCACAGAAAAUGGCUUCCCUGGAAGAGAAGAGCCAGAGGAUAAUACAGGACUCCCAUGCCCAGUUAGAUCUCUUGCAGAGAUGUGCUGCUCAAUGGCAGGAUUAUCAAAAAGCAAGGGAAGAGGUUAUCACACUGAUGAAUGAUGCAGAAAAGAAAUUGUCUGAGUUUUCUUUAUCGAAAACUUCUUCCAGUCAUGAAGCAGAAGAAAGACUGUCAGAACACAAGUCUUUAGUGUCAGUAGUUAAUUCUUUCCAUGAGAAAGUUGUGGCCCUUGAGGAUAAAACUUCACAACUGGAAAAAACUGGAAAUGACGCAAGCAAAGCAGCCCUAAGCAGGUCGAUGACUACUGUCUGGCAGCGCUGGACACGUCUCGGUGCUGUGGCUCAGGACCAGGAGAAGAUACUGGAAGAUGCAGUAGAUGAGUGGAAAAGCCUUAACACUAAGGUUACAAAAGCCAGGGAAAUGAUUGAUCAGCUGCAAGAUAAAUUACCGGACAGUUCUGCAGAGAAAGCCUCAAAAGCAGAACUCUUCACUCUUCUUGACCAUCAUGACACACUCGUUCUGGAGCUGGACCAGCAGCAGCUGGCCUUAGGUCUGCUGCAGCAGCAAGCACUGAGCAUGCUCCAGGAUGGAGCCACGCCGUCCCCUGGAGAAGAACCAUCUAUUGUCCAGGAAAUCAUGGCAAUGCAAGAUAGGUGCCUGAACAUGCAGGACAAAGUGAAGAGUAACGGAAAGGUGGUAAAGCAAGAGCUAAAGGAGCGAGAAGUUGUGGAGACUCAAAUCAAUUCGGUGAAAUCUUGGGUUCAGGAAACAAAGGAAUAUUUGGGGAAUCCAACAAUAGAAAUAGAUGCUCAACUUGAAGAACUUCAGAUUCUCCUAACAGAAGUCACAAAUCACCGACAGAACAUUGAGAAAAUGACUGAAGAGCAGAAGAAUAAGUACCUGGGUCUUUACUCCAUCUUACCUUCUGAACUGUCCCUUCAGUUAGCUGAGGUGGCACUGGACCUGGGAACUAUCCAUGAUCAGAUCCAGGACAAAGUAAGAGAAGUUGAACAGAGCAAGACCAUGAGCCAGGAAUUCAGCCGGCAAAUUCAGAAGAUAGCCAAAGAUCUCACAACUAUUCUGAGUAAGCUGAGAACAAAGACAGAUAAUUUAGCUCAAGCUAAAAAUGACCAAAAGGUGCUAGGAGAGGAAUUAGAUGGCUGUCAUUUAAAAUUAAUAGAACUAGAUGCAGCAGUACAGAAAUUCGCAGAACAGAAUGGCCAACUGGGUAAACCACUGGCCAAGAAGAUAGGAAAACUGACUGAACUCCACCAGCAGACCAUUAGGCAGGCUGAAAAUCGGCUCUCCAAGCUCGGUCAGGCAGCAUCACAUUUAGAAGAAUACAAUGAAAUGCUUGAAUUCAUUUUGAAGUGGAUUGAGAAAGCUAAAGUGUUGGUACAUGGAAAGAUUACAUGGAAUUCGGCACACCAACUUCGAGAACAAUACAUUUUACAUCAGGUAACUUUGGGAAAAAACGUUUUCAAAGAGUAA
Neomonachus schauinslandi (Hawaiian monk seal) is the source of this 5154-nucleotide messenger RNA. RefSeq names its product nesprin-1-like. NCBI's taxonomy places the organism in Eukaryota, Metazoa, Chordata, Mammalia, Carnivora, Phocidae. The record is from RefSeq and is a predicted model, not a curated record. Gene Ontology annotation, molecular function: protein binding. The transcript has 17 exons. Bases 1 to 5154 code for a protein of 1717 amino acids.